AUGCAUAACCAGGACAAGGCCGGCGGCGGCGUGGACGGGGAGAAGCGGGAGGCCAGCGAGGAGGCCAGCGAGGAGCGGAAGCAGAGCAAAGACAAGCUGAACAAGCUGGAGCGGGAGAGCAGCGAGAAGGAGCCCCGGGGCCCCCGGAGGCCCGGGCCCCGGCGGAGCGGCUGGGCGCUGAGCGAGCGGCUGGCCAUCAACGUGUCGGGGAUGCGCUACGAGACGCAGCUGCGCACGCUGGCCCAGUUCCCCGACUCGCUGCUGGGCGACCCCCGCCGCCGCCUGCGCUACUUCGACCCGCUGCGCAACGAGCUGUUCCUGGACCGCAACCGCGUGUGCUUCGACGCCAUCCUCUACUUCUACCAGUCGGGGGGGCGGCUGCGGCGGCCGGCCAACGUGCCGCUGGACAUGUUCCUGGAGGAGCUGCGCUUCUACGAGCUGGGCGAGGAGAUCAUCGACCGCUUCAAGGCCGACGAGGGCUUCCCCAAGGAGGAGGAGCGCCCGCUGCCCCCCCAGAAGUGGCAGCAGCGCAUCUGGAUGCUGUUCGAGUACCCGGAGUCCUCCGGGGGGGCCCGCAUCAUCGCCAUCAUCAGCGUGAUGGUCAUCAUCCUGUCCAUCCUCAUCUUCUGCCUGGAGACCAUGCCGGAGUUCAGGAACGAGAAGGAGCGGAGGGAGGUGAGGACGGGGUGUCACCCUCUGACCUCAUUGGGGGAGGGGGGGGAGAGGGUCAGAAACAGAGCGUAG
Messenger RNA from Menidia menidia (Atlantic silverside), 744 nucleotides. The record is from the annotation of a GenBank genome assembly. NCBI's taxonomy places the organism in Eukaryota, Metazoa, Chordata, Actinopteri, Atheriniformes, Atherinopsidae.